This is a messenger RNA of Condylura cristata (star-nosed mole), 3173 nucleotides long. RefSeq names its product SV2 related protein homolog (rat) (gene SVOP). The transcript is spliced from 16 exons. Gene Ontology annotation, cellular component: membrane. Lineage: Eukaryota; Metazoa; Chordata; Mammalia; Eulipotyphla; Talpidae. Gene Ontology annotation, molecular function: transmembrane transporter activity. The record is from RefSeq and is a predicted model, not a curated record. Gene Ontology annotation, biological process: transmembrane transport. Bases 199 to 1845 code for a protein of 548 amino acids.
CUCGCCGCGGUCUCCUGGUGGCGGCGGCUUUGUCUCGUGGGCUGGUCCCUGACGGCUCCCUCCCCCGAACAGCUGCCACCCUAGGGAGGAAGCGGUGCGGGAGCUGUCCAGCACCCUGGUGCUGAAACCCUGAGCGCUAGUCAUCCACCAGCACCAUGUAAGGGCCAUGAAAAGGGCUUGUCCUGGCGCAGCGCGGACAUGGAGGAGGACUUAUUCCAGCUAAGGCAGCUGCCGGUGGUGAAGUUCCGGCGCACAGGCGAGAGUGCACGGUCGGAGGAUGACGCGGCUUCUGGAGAGCAUGAGGUGCAGAUUGAAGGGGUCCGCGCUGGCCUAGAAGCUGUCGAACUGGAUGAUGGGGCGGCUGUGCCCAAGGAGUUUGCCAAUCCCACUGACGAUACUUUCAUGGUGGAAGAUGCGGUGGAAGCCAUUGGGUUCGGCAAGUUUCAGUGGAAGCUGUCUGUUCUCACCGGUCUGGCAUGGAUGGCCGACGCAAUGGAAAUGAUGAUCCUGAGCAUCCUCGCGCCUCAGCUGCACUGCGAGUGGCGGCUGCCCAGCUGGCAGGUGGCACUGCUGACCUCGGUGGUCUUCGUCGGCAUGAUGUCCAGCUCCACCCUCUGGGGGAACAUCUCGGAUCAGUAUGGCCGGAAAACAGGGCUGAAGAUCAGCGUGCUCUGGACCCUCUACUAUGGCGUUCUCAGUGCUUUUGCGCCCGUGUACAGCUGGAUCCUGGUGCUCCGGGGCCUGGUGGGCUUCGGGAUCGGAGGGGUCCCUCAGUCGGUGACACUGUAUGCUGAGUUCCUCCCCAUGAAAGCCAGAGCAAAGUGCAUUUUGCUAAUUGAGGUGUUCUGGGCCAUUGGGACGGUGUUCGAGGUCAUCCUGGCGGUGUUUGUGAUGCCCAGCCUGGGCUGGCGCUGGCUGCUCCUCCUCUCGGCUGUCCCGCUCCUCCUCUUUGCCAUCCUGUGUUUUUGGCUGCCAGAGAGUGCCAGGUACGACGUGCUGUCUGGGAACCAGGAAAAGGCCAUCGCCACCUUAAAGAGGAUAGCGACAGAAAAUGGCGCCCCCAUGCCGCUGGGGAAGCUCAUCAUCUCCAGACAGGAAGACCGAGGCAGAAUGAGGGACCUUUUCUCACCCCACUUCAGAUGGACUACCUUGUUGCUGUGGUUUAUAUGGUUCUCCAAUGCAUUUUCCUACUAUGGACUCGUUCUGCUCACCACGGAGCUCUUUCAGGCCGGAGAUGUGUGCAGCAUCUCCAGCCGGAAGAAGGCAGUGGAGGCAAAAUGCAGCCUGGCCUGUGAGUACCUGAGUGAGGAGGACUACAUGGACCUACUAUGGACGACCCUCUCAGAGUUCCCAGGUGUCCUUGUGACUCUGUGGAUCAUUGAUCGCCUGGGCCGCAAGAAGACCAUGGCCGUCUGCUUCAUCGUGUUCUCCCUGUGCAGCCUCCUGCUGUUUGUCUGUGUCGGAAGAAAUAUGCUUACUCUAUUACUCUUCAUUGCAAGAGCAUUUAUUUCUGGAGGCUUCCAGGCGGCUUAUGUUUACACACCUGAGGUCUACCCCACGGCGACGCGAGCCCUGGGCCUGGGCACCUGCAGUGGUAUGGCCAGAGUGGGUGCGCUCAUCACUCCGUUCAUUGCUCAGGUGAUGCUGGAAUCCUCUGUGUACCUGUCGCUGGCGGUUUACAGUGGCUGCUGCCUCCUGGCGGCUGUGGCCUCCUGCUUUUUGCCCAUAGAGACCAAAGGCCGCGGACUGCAGGAGUCCAGCCACCGGGAGUGGGGCCAGGAGAUGGUCGGCCGAGGGACGCACGGCCCCGGCGUCACCAGGUCGAACUCGGGCUCUCAAGAGUAGUGACCGGUGAGGGCAGAGCUGGCCUUUGAGGCUGUAGAGUGCGGGGAGCCGGGCACUGACGUCACUGCCGACACCCAGGACUCACCCACGGGUGCACCUGGAUCCACAGGGUUUUGUGUCGUGACUCUGUUCGCUCAUAUUCAUAGAGAUCCGCCCGGAGAUGGGGAGGUGUUUGCUCCGGGGGGUUCUUUCUAUGUGGGGGGAGGUUUGUUCAUAACCUGGGGUUCUGCAUGGGAAAACUGCCACAUUGGGAGUGUCUGGUGACUGGUUGCCAAUCGGAUGCCACCCAGAGUUAGCCGGCCACACCCUCCGUGACGGCCACCCAAAGAUCUAUGUAGGUUCUGUCCAGACCCAGAACCCCACCCUGUGCCGGACCUCUUCAGAAGGUGCCUCCCAUGGCUCCAGCCCAGACCUUGAACUCCAGGUGGCCUGAGCAGCUUUUCCUUGGGUCCACGAGAUGUCUAGAAGUGGCCCCUCGGUUGCCCGCCCCCAGGACCUAUCUGGUAGAGACCGGCAGGUGGACAUAUCUUUGAACUGGAGCCACAUGUCCCCAGCCUCCGACAGGGUUGCCAUCCCUAGGUGCAGAGGAUCCAGCUGUGUUGGGGGCACGAGGGGUGCUGGGCUUGCACCAGAGGACAACUUCAGGAGGCUGUCACCCCUGGGAACUGGGGCAGAGGCAGAAGGGAGGCGAGAACAAUCUCAGUGCCACAGCGGGGUCUCCCCUGGGACUUCUUUUCUGGCCCCUCCCAGGUCAGGCUGCCGGGUGACUCUCUGGGAAAGAACACAGUUAACUCAGGUUUUCCGUUCAGUGCUUGGUGGGCUUUGGGUUUGCACGUGGGCAGGUGGCUAAUGGCGCAGGGAAACCAAGAGGAUGUGAUGCAAACCACCUGCUCCUGCAGGGUGAGGGGGGCGGGGACCCUGGCUCCCCGAUUUCUCUGUCACCCCUGUGGGCAGAGUCCUUACACAGGGACGGCUGGGUCUUUACACAGGAGCAGCUUCAGGGGCUUCCAGCCAGGGGCCCGUGGCGGGAGCGCCGUGGGGUGGGCACGGGAGGGCCCAGGUGUGUGACAUGUGUCCAUUUUCAAAGGAAAAGAAAGAAGGUCAGUGGGUUUGGGGUUGGCCUCUGGAAGAAGGGCUGGCGCUACGUCCUCGCAGGCGACGUCCUCCUCAGGACUCGGUUUACACGACGCCUCUUCCCCAUCAUGAAGGCAGAAGCCGCCAGAUCCCUUCAAAGGCCGAGAAGACUGACCCUCUGCUUGAAGUAAACUUUGCCAGGAAGCCAAAUGUGUAUGUUCAUCUCUUAUUAAACAUGUUGGUGAUGGACAUUG